Molecule: messenger RNA, 1927 nt
Organism: Fusarium redolens
Lineage: Eukaryota; Fungi; Ascomycota; Sordariomycetes; Hypocreales; Nectriaceae
Exons: 4
Coding region: 362-1927 (521 amino acids)
Source: RefSeq, a predicted model, not a curated record
AACGAUGAUCAACAGGGGGUCCGAAUCCACCAGUCGCACUAAUGCAGGUUCCCCAUCCACCACGCCAACGACACAUGACAUUGUCAAUACUAUUGCCAACAGUUCAAAACACCAUCGAAUUCUCAGCCGGGCUAUUCAGAAAACAUGGAAGCCACCAACACAUAAGCUUAAUAUAGUUGCGGAUCAAAUUUCCGAGAGGCCUGCCGUUCGGAAAUAUCGUCGGGUUGUGAAGAAUCUCGACCAAGGCUGAUGGAUGGAUAUAAGGAGGUUUCUCUCCGUGUCUGCUUGGGGCUUGAGUCAAUCUUGAUCGCGAUUUCACUCGCUUUUUCGCGUAGUCGCUCGUUUUUCACAUUCUUUUGCAAUGCUUUUUCGCAAGCUGUUUUUGGCCGCGGCUGCGGUUGCUACAGUCUACGCUGGGCCAUGUAAGCCUGUGAGUUCCAGAGCAUCUGUUUCUUCGUCCGCCGACAUCAGCAUUCCUUCUUCAACUCGUUCGGUUGAAGUGUUAAAUACUGUCACUUCUGGGUCUUCUGAUACCGAGGGAGCCACUUCAUCUGUGACUAUUGGCUCCGAGACAGUCACGUCUGGGGGUUUCACCACUUUCGCUACUCAACUGUCCAACACUGGAUCUACUUCUGAAGAUGUUUCCACUUCGGCCGCUGGUGUGUCUGGUUCUCAAAGCAGUGAUUUGUUGGUAUCAAGCAGUGGGAUAGAGACUUUUGGCUCUUCGGCUGAUACUGCUGUCACUGACACCGCGACCUCCGAGGCUAUCGCGACUGGUACUACCGACAUGGAUCCAACGACCGAGCCUACUGCCUCGCUUACUGCCGAUGCUACCACUGAUACUGUUACAACUGCCGCUGAUAAGCCUACGACUAAACCUACGACUAAACCUACCGGUCGUACUACGACUAACGCUACUACAACUAAUGCUCCCAUGACUCUUCCAACAACUGACGACACAACCGGGCUUGUCACGGAACCAAUAGCUAAUGGUACUACCGAGCCUACCAGUGAUGCUACUACUGACCCUUCGACGACUCAGUACAGCACCACCCAAGUUCCUACGCUCGACUCAGGCAGUGCAAAUCGGGAGAAGCGUGGCCAGGAUGAGAUUGAGAUCCCUGAGGCGAUACCCUCUGACUGGACUGGGGCUCAAACCUCUGGCAUAUGCUCCUGUCUUGAUCUUGAAACGCCUACGACCCAUACAACAAUCACUCAGACGGUUGAACCUACGACUUUCAUAACAGCUUCUACAGAUGUUGUUACACCCAUUGAAGAAUACACCAAGAUUAUCACGACUACAUCAGUCAGUGUCUUUACUUCAACCGUCACUGAGAAGAAGACCUCGACUGUCACAGCCUGGGUUGUCGAAACCACAUUUGCUGAUAACAAUGACAUUGCUUAUCGUCGCUACACAAGCAAUUACAACGCCAACGUCUACGACGAUGGCUUCACCACCAAUUACUUCAAGACCAAGAACCCAUUGUCGUCAGGCUACAUGCAGUCUCUCCAAUUCAGCACCUGUAACACUCUCACCAUCCCCGGCAGUGGAACUUUCGAUGCUUCCCAAGCAGCCCUCGUCUUCAAUGCAUACUUCUACGCCAAAGAGACAGGAAUGUAUACUUUCUCUGUCCCUGAUACGAUUGACAACUGGGGUUAUCUUUGGGUUCGUGAUGCAGCAUAUUCUUGGAAUGUUGAUGCUUGGGCGAUUCAGGGGACGCGAACGGGGCAGAAUUCUCAGUUGUGGAAGGGGGGGUCUUAUCAGAUUCGGUUGAAUAAGGGCGAUGCUAUUCCGUUUACGUAUCUUUGGGCGAAUGGAGGUGGUUGUGCUGGGAAUGAUUUGAGUGUGAGGACGCCUAGUGGGAAGUCUAUUCCUGGUAUGGCAGGGUCGACUGUCAAGGCUUGCCAUGUUAGCAAGUUUACUUAA